CAUAAAUAUUGAAACAUCUCCCAGUUUGUUCAGUCAGUCGAACAGCUAACAAGUCAACCGACCAAAAUGUCCAAGAUGAUCCUGUCCAUCACUCUCCUCCUGCUCUUGUGUCUGUGCAGCAACUCCGCAGCAGACAGCCGCACUGCUGGAAAAAAGACGCAAUGCUGCACAAGGGUCUCAUUGAAAAAUAUCUCCAAAGACAUAAAAGGGAACAAUUACCAAAACCAGACUGCCCAUGGCGAAUGUGUGAAUGCUAUAAUUUUCAGGACAAAAAAAGGCGGUAGAAGGGUCUGUGUUGAUCCCAACGCUGCAUGGGUGAAGAAACAAAUCGCCAGUAUGACACAAGUUGAAGUUGGAAAGGUGUGA
This is a messenger RNA of Scomber japonicus (chub mackerel), 366 nucleotides long. It is a transcript of the gene ccl34b.4, whose product is annotated as chemokine (C-C motif) ligand 34b, duplicate 4. NCBI's taxonomy places the organism in Eukaryota, Metazoa, Chordata, Actinopteri, Scombriformes, Scombridae. The record is from RefSeq and is a predicted model, not a curated record. Gene Ontology annotation, biological process: chemokine-mediated signaling pathway; cellular response to interleukin-1; cellular response to tumor necrosis factor. Gene Ontology annotation, cellular component: extracellular region. Bases 67 to 366 code for a protein of 99 amino acids. Gene Ontology annotation, molecular function: chemokine activity; CCR chemokine receptor binding. The transcript is spliced from 4 exons.